This is a messenger RNA of Camelina sativa (false flax), 1762 nucleotides long. Its product is annotated as cytochrome P450 81D11-like. NCBI's taxonomy places the organism in Eukaryota, Viridiplantae, Streptophyta, Magnoliopsida, Brassicales, Brassicaceae. Gene Ontology annotation, molecular function: oxidoreductase activity, acting on paired donors, with incorporation or reduction of molecular oxygen; heme binding; monooxygenase activity. The record is from RefSeq and is a predicted model, not a curated record.
UCAUUUUUUAACUUGUUUGUGAGUUGAGUCUUUCUAUACGUAAGUUGUGUCAUUUUUAUGAAAAAAAAAUAAUAUGUGAGCUGAUUCUUUAAAUUGUGAUGUAUGUUCAAUUCAAAUUCCAAGCAAAGUCUCUCAAACCCAAAUCAACAAUGGUGGAAGAAGAAGCUCAAACCCUAGUUUUCACAAUCAUCAUCCUAAUCCUCACUCUAACAAUACUACUCAUCAAGAAACUCAAACCAACACAAAACCUUCCUCCGUCUCCACCGUUCUCACUUCCAUUCAUCGGCCACCUCCGCCUCCUCAAACCACCGCUUCACCGCGUUUUCUUCUCCGUCUCUCAAUCACUAAACGAUUCUCCGAUCUUCUCCCUCCGCCUUGGAAACAAACUAGUUUUCGUCAUUUCUUCGCACACGAUCGCCGAAGAAUGCUUUACCAAGAACGACAUCAUCCUCGCGAACCGCCCGAGCUCGAUUGCUUCGAAACACAUAUCGUACGGUAGCUCAACCAUGGUCUCAGCUCCGUAUAGUGAACAUUGGAGAAACCUCCGGCGUAUCGGUGCCGUGGAGAUUUUUUCGAAUCACCGUCUUAAUAGCUUUACCUCUAUCCGACGUGACGAGAUCCGGCGUCUUAUAGUUUGUCUCUCACGUAACUCUUCACUUGAUUUUGCAAAGGUUGAGAUGACUUCAAUAUUAUCAGACCUAACAUUUAACAACAUCACUAGAAUGGUGGCUGGUAAAUGUUACUACGGAGACGGUUUAGAGGAUGAUCCAGAGGCUAAACACGUCCGCCAACUUAUCGCAGAGGCUGUAAGUUUUUGUGGUGCUGGAAACGUUGCUGACUAUUUACCGGUCUUGGGAUAUAUCACAAAUUUCGAGACACGGAUAAAAAAAAUUGGUGGUAGGCUUGAUGAGUUCCUUCAAGGACUAGUCGAUGAGAAACGAGCAGCAAAGGAGAAGGAGAACACUAUGAUCGAUCACUUGCUUUCUCUGCAAGAAACUCAACCUGAAUACUACACGGACCACACGAUUAAAGGAACUAUAAUCUCUCUUAUACUGGCGGGGACUGAUACUUCAGCGGUAACAUUGGAAUGGGCAUUGUCAAGCCUAUUGAACCAUCCGGAUGUACUAAAAAAGGCGAGAGAUGAAAUCGACAAUAAAGUUGGUUUAAACAAGCUUAUGGAAGAAUCAGACAUCGCCAAUCUUUCUUAUCUUCAAAAUAUUGUCUCUGAAACAUUGCGGAUGUACCCCGCGGCGCCAUUGUUGGUCCCUCAUGUCGCAUCAGAAGACUGUAAAGUGGCAGGUUAUGAUAUGCCGAGUGGCACGAGGUUAUUGGUGAAUGUAUGGGCCAUACAAAGAGAUCCUCAGCUAUGGGAUGACCCCACGAGUUUCAAGCCCGAGAGGUUCGAGAAAGAAGGAGAGAGUCAUAAAUUAAUGGCGUUCGGGUUAGGAAGGAGGGCGUGUCCUGGGUACGUAUUAGCUCAACGGCUAGUAAGUUUGACUCUUGGGUGUCUGAUUCAAUGUUUUGAAUGGGAGAGGAUUGGAGAAGAAAAUGUGGAUAUGAAUGAAGGUGGAGGACUCAUAAUGCCUAGAGCUAGGCCGUUGGUAGCCAUGUGCAGAGCACGUGCCUUUGUUGGUGAAAUCCAACAAGAGUCUGCUUGAUUUGUUGACUAAAGUAAAUGCUAAUACAUGUAUUUAGGCAACAGUGAUGUCUCUAUGUGUUGGAGUGGAUUGCGAUUACAUUCUAAUUCUGUGAAAAUCUACCA